This is a messenger RNA of Labrus mixtus (cuckoo wrasse), 862 nucleotides long. RefSeq names its product transmembrane protease serine 2-like. The transcript has 5 exons. Gene Ontology annotation, molecular function: protein binding. The record is from RefSeq and is a predicted model, not a curated record. NCBI's taxonomy places the organism in Eukaryota, Metazoa, Chordata, Actinopteri, Labriformes, Labridae. The coding region runs from base 243 to 752 and encodes 169 amino acids. Gene Ontology annotation, cellular component: membrane.
GAGAACAGAGUGGUGAAAUGUGAACGGAGACGCUACAUGUAUGAGUUUUAUCUUUCCAGUGACCUAAAGAGCAGAGUCUCUCCUAUAGCUUCAUUACUUUUGGAUCUGUGAGUGGACAUUCAUAAAUGAUCUUCUUAUGAGAUUGAUGUCUGAUUAUUGAGAUUAGUGUUGAUUAUCUCAGGAAGACGUUUUCUCCACUGCAUCAAUCUGUGGAUUUCAAAAUAUUGUUGGAUAAAUAGAAAAUGACAACCAAUCUGUAUCUGGUCUCUGGUCCUCGGAAAUGUCCUCCACCUAGCAGUUCAGAUGUGAAUCCUCAGUAUGUGCAUCAUCUGUCCCUGAAUCCUCCUGAGAUUAGCCACUCCAUUCCCAAACACAAAGAUGUAAAACAUAGGUGUGUAAAGUUCACUGUGGCUGCUGUGAUCAGCCUCCUGCUCCUCCUCCUGGUGGCUGGGGUCCUCCUUGGUUACUACUUCUCCUCUCCCUGUGUGCACGGGAUGCAAUGUGGUGAUGGGAGCUGUGUGUGGGAGUCUCAGUGGUGUGACGGAGUGAUGGACUGCCCUGCAGGCCAAGAUGAAGCUAACUGUGUGAGGGUGCAUGGUUCAAGUUUCCUACUUCAGAUCUAUUCGUCCCAGAGUAAAAACUGGAGGACUGUUUGUUCUCGGGGCUGGAGUGACCUGCAGGGUAAAGCGAGCUGCAGGCAGAUUGGAUACAGCAGGCAAGAAUCUCAGACAGGUUUUUCUAAAAAAAUGUAACAUGUAAAGAAUGUUGGUGUUUAAAUUAAGUUGUGUGGUUUGGCAGGGAGACAUAUUUUAAAUCAGGCCAACAACAGACUGACUCCAAAGAUGGAUUCCUGAUAGUAAAG